Molecule: messenger RNA, 2013 nt
Organism: Talaromyces marneffei
Lineage: Eukaryota; Fungi; Ascomycota; Eurotiomycetes; Eurotiales; Trichocomaceae
Exons: 4
Coding region: 1-2013 (670 amino acids)
Biological process (GO): protein refolding; cellular response to unfolded protein
Cellular component (GO): mitochondrion; cytoplasm
Molecular function (GO): heat shock protein binding; misfolded protein binding; ATP hydrolysis activity
Source: RefSeq, a predicted model, not a curated record
AUGCUCUCUUCCCGUCUCUCUCGCGCGCUCCCGCGUACUCCCUCCCUUGCCCGCGCUUCUGCAAUCAGAGCCCCCGGUGCAUCAUUCCGGAGAUGGAAUUCUACAGAGGGUGGUGAAGAGAAGGUCAAAGGCUCAGUCAUUGGUAUUGAUUUGGGUACAACCAACUCUGCUGUCGCUGUGAUGGAGGGCAAGACCCCUAAGAUCAUUGAGAACUCAGAAGGUGCUCGCACAACUCCUUCCGUCGUUGCUUUCGCCCAGGAUGGUGAACGUUUGGUCGGUAUCGCCGCUAAGCGUCAAGCCGUCGUGAACCCCGAAAACACCCUCUUUGCCACUAAGCGUCUCAUCGGACGUAAGUUCACAGAUGCGGAGGUGCAGCGCGAUAUUAAGGAAGUCCCCUACAAGAUUGUCCAGCACACCAACGGUGACGCUUGGGUUGAGGCUCGUGGCCAGAAGUACUCUCCUUCUCAGAUCGGUGGUUUCGUCCUCCAGAAGAUGAAGGAAACUGCCGAGGCUUACCUCAGCAAGCCUGUCAAGAACGGUGUCGUCACUGUUCCUGCUUACUUCAACGACUCUCAGCGUCAGGCCACCAAGGAUGCUGGUCAGAUUGCCGGCUUGAACGUCUUGCGUGUUGUUAACGAGCCCACUGCUGCUGCUCUUGCCUACGGUUUGGAGAAGGAGAGUGACCGCGUUAUUGCUGUCUACGAUCUCGGUGGUGGUACCUUCGAUAUCUCUGUCCUCGAGAUCCAGAAGGGUGUCUUUGAGGUCAAGUCCACCAACGGUGACACCCACUUGGGUGGUGAGGACUUCGAUAUCUCCCUCGUCCGUUACAUUGUCCAGCAAUUCAAGAAGGAGUCUGGUCUUGACCUUACCGGUGACCGUAUGGCCAUCCAGCGUAUCCGUGAAGCCGCUGAGAAGGCCAAGAUUGAGUUGUCCUCUUCCCUCCAGACUGAGAUCAACCUUCCUUUCAUUACCGCCGAUGCUUCCGGUGCUAAGCACAUUAACCUCAAGAUGACCCGUUCUCAACUUGAGGGCCUCGUCGACCCCUUGAUCAACCGCACAUACGAGCCCGUCAAGAAGGCCUUGAAGGAUGCCAACUUGCAGUCCAAGGACAUCAACGACGUUAUUCUCGUCGGUGGUAUGACCCGCAUGCCCAAGGUUACCGAAUCCGUGAAGAGCAUUUUCGGCCGUGAACCUGCCAAGUCUGUUAACCCCGAUGAGGCUGUUGCUAUUGGUGCUGCCAUCCAGGGUGCUGUUCUUGCUGGUGAAGUCACUGACGUUCUCUUGCUCGAUGUUACUCCCUUGUCUCUCGGUAUCGAGACCCUCGGUGGUGUCUUCACUCGUUUGAUCAACCGCAACACCACCAUCCCUACCAAGAAGUCCCAGACCUUCUCUACUGCCGCUGACUUCCAGACUGCCGUCGAGAUCAAGGUCUACCAGGGCGAGCGUGAACUCGUCCGUGACAACAAGUUGCUCGGAAACUUCCAGCUCGUUGGCAUUCCUCCUGCUCACCGUGGUGUUCCUCAAAUCGAGGUCACCUUCGACAUCGAUGCCGACUCCAUCGUCCACGUCCACGCCAAGGAUAAGUCCACCAACAAGGACCAGUCCAUCACCAUUGCCUCUGGCUCCGGUCUCAGUGACGCUGAGAUCCAGAACAUGGUUGAGGAUGCUGAGAAGUACGGUGCUCAGGACAAGGAGCGCAAGGCUGCCAUCGAGGCCGCUAACCGCGCCGACUCUGUCUUGAACGACACUGACAAGGCCCUCAAGGAGUUUGAGGACCGUCUUGACAAGGCUGAGGCUGACCAGAUCCGUGAGAAGAUUGCCAGCCUCCGUGAGUUCGUCGCCAAGACCCAGUCUGGCGAGGAGACCGCCACUGCCGAGGAUCUCAAGCAGAAGACCGAUGAGCUCCAGACUGCCAGCUUGACCUUGUUCGACAAGAUGCACAAGGCUCGCCAGGAGGAGUCCAACAACCAGCAGCAACAGUCUGGUGAGCAAGGUGGCGAGAACAAGCAAUAA